CAGAUGGAUAAAAGCUGAAUGGAUACGUCCUAAACCACAUACCGUGUUAAACAGUAGGUUAUAUCAGAAUCCUACGCCGUUAUAUGUUAUGGAGGAAGCUAUAGCUAAUAAGCAGGAGCUCCAUGCAAGAAAAGAAGGAGCACAUCAGCAGCGUCCUGCUCUCUCCCUCAGCCGUUAUUUUGAUGGAGGCGCCCUUCACUCCGUUAUAUUCAGGCUUUAAGGGAGCAGGUGCAGGCAAAAGAGGUUAAGCAUCACCACGGAUAAUUAGCAAAACAACCUGAUUUUAAAGCAGCGAGGCGUUUAUUUUCCCGUGUGACAAGAAGAUGGUCGCCAAACAGAGGAUCCGAAUGGCCAACGAGAAGCACAGCAAAAACAUCACGCAGAGGGGCAACGUGGCGAAGACCCUGCGACCACAAGAGGAGAAAUAUCCAGUGGGACCAUGGCUUUUGGCACUUUUCGUAUUUGUUGUUUGUGGAUCAGCCAUCUUUCAAAUCAUUCAGAGCAUCCGAAUGGGAAUAUGAAUCCUGCACCUCCUCUACACAUCCAUGAGAUCUGCGCCUAUUAGGCACAGUAGUAAGGAAAACUGGAGGCUGCAAUACUGAUCGUCAGCUCUACGUGAAGGAGCCAAGUCCUGUGCACAGUAUAUGACAUUGCCAUUCACUUGUUUACAGUGUACCUGGAUGACAGGAACAAGUGCUUUUCUACUGAACCAUUGUGGCCGGCUUUGCCACCCUCAUGUCCGAUUUGUGCAAUAGAAUGUGUGCUUUUGUAACCAUUAAUGUUGUGCCACAUUUUGUUUGUAUAUGUUGUUUAUUCUAUUAGUGUCGUGUAUGACGAUUUUGAAAAUAAAUUCUACACAUUUGGGAAAUGUCUGGUUUAGCUUUUGGAAAUAUACAAAGCCUGACAUCAUGCAGAAGGUAAGAAGAGAGAACAUUUAAUUAUAAAGUAAAUAAUAGAAUUAUAAGCACAAUAAUGAGAACACUGUAUAUCCCCUUCUUUGUUUUGUACAGCUCACAGUCACUAUAAGGAUUGUCCAUUUGAAAUAAUGAUGUGCCAGUUUGGUUAUCUGAUUGCAGUCAGGUUUUAGAUCUACUUUACUAGAAGCCCAAUACAUGAUGAUUCGUAAGAAAGAAAUUCUAAGUGGUUUGAAAUGUCAGGGCUAUUUCAAUCUUGCUCCUG
Molecule: messenger RNA, 1179 nt
Organism: Ictalurus furcatus (blue catfish)
Lineage: Eukaryota; Metazoa; Chordata; Actinopteri; Siluriformes; Ictaluridae
Gene: serp2
Product: stress-associated endoplasmic reticulum protein family member 2
Exons: 3
Coding region: 324-521 (65 amino acids)
Biological process (GO): endoplasmic reticulum unfolded protein response
Cellular component (GO): endoplasmic reticulum
Source: RefSeq, a predicted model, not a curated record